This is a messenger RNA of Phytophthora megakarya, 1158 nucleotides long. NCBI's taxonomy places the organism in Eukaryota, Oomycota, Peronosporomycetes, Peronosporales, Peronosporaceae. The record is from the annotation of a GenBank genome assembly.
AUGCCUCCACCCACGAUCGAACCGGACGAGAACCUCUUGGUGGUGAGUUUCGACGGAUCUGCGCGAGUGAAGCGCAGCGGCGGUGCGUAUAGUGCAGUCGUGUGGAAACUCCCGGAGUGGACGGUGGUGGAAGCCAUGUCGGAGUACAUGCCGGACUUAACAGUGAACGAGGCGGAAUACCGUGGACUGAUUCUUGGUUUCGAUUUGAUCUCGACCUUAGACAAGGGGCGCGUCGUACUUUGUGGAGACUCGAACUUGGUGAUUCGUCAGAUGCAGAGUGAGAUGGAGUGCAAAGCACCAGGCCUGCAACUGCUCCGACAGAAUGCGCUGAAUCGACUACGGUCGUGGCCGAAGCACGAGUUCCUUCACGUGAAGCGUGAAUGGAAUCAGAGUGCGGACAAGUUGGCAAGAGCGACACUGCAACGAGAAGAAGGCGAAAUAGUCACCUCAGAGGACGAUCGUCAGAACUUGAUCACCCUCAACCGACUAGGCGGAAUGCUGAAGCCAAUUGGGAUUGCAGAUCUGAAGAAGUACCUCGACGGGGAAGUGGGUGCCUUGACAGCAGAAAAGGCGAAGGCAUGCUCGAAAAUAGUCGUGAAUUACGAAGUAGACGAGAACAGGAUACUCUUCUUUUGCCCCAAGACACUGCAGCAAGGCGAAGAUCGCGACGGUGUCGUCAGGAUGGUGAUACCCGACUGCUUACAGCGAGACUUCCUUCACCAUUAUCAUGCCAGUCUUGAGGGAUGUCAUCAAGGCGUCGGGAGGACGUACCGGAGGAUCCAAGCGAACUUCCACUCGCGUGGGCUGUAUCGAAGUGUACAACACUACGUGGGAAAAUGCACCGAUUGGAAGGGAAAGCCAACGGGUCAGGGAGAAUCACCAGGAAGUAUCCAGGGUACAUACCCCUUCCAGGUGAUCUCCAUGGACCACAUUCCGUCGUUGCCAAAAUCGUUCAAAGGAAAUACCGAACUGCUGAUUUGGGCCGACUUAUUCACCGGUUACGUAAUAGCCAAUGCUGGCCCGUCGAGAGAGGCGCAGGCAGUAGCUGAGAAUUACGAGGAAUGCGUCUUCCGUCGUUUCGGCGCAAGCGAAGUCAUCGGACAUGACAGGAACCGAGCUUUAUGUCGGACUUCUUCCGUGCCUUCGACCGGAUCGUGA